Molecule: messenger RNA, 552 nt
Organism: Serpula lacrymans var. lacrymans S7.9
Lineage: Eukaryota; Fungi; Basidiomycota; Agaricomycetes; Boletales; Serpulaceae
Exons: 4
Coding region: 1-552 (183 amino acids)
Source: RefSeq, a predicted model, not a curated record
AUGCAAAAUGGACAGUCUGACCGUCCAUUCUUGCACGGCUCAUCUAAUCUUAUCUUUGCUGGGACAAUACUGAACCGUCAUUGCAACACCUUACCAUAUUGUUGUGUAACCAAGGUCAAGAUCCUCGCUCAGAUACUGGGUCAGCAACCACUGCCAACAGAGCUGAUGGAUUUUCAUGCCCAACUGGUGGGUAUCCUAAGCACGCUCACUCCUGCUGACCUCUCUGCACUGCUAGACAAAGUGGCUCCAUCCUCAAUGGUUCCAUUGUCACUCUCUGACAGCCCACCUUAUGUCACCAUGCAUCAAGAUCUAACAACAUCAUCCCCAGCCCGCUUUGGUGAGGAGCAAACUCAAGCUGACGAGUCCAAAUUGCAGACCAAUCAAUCUCUGCAACAAUCUCUGGCGGUGAUACGCUCACAAAGACGCCAACCACGUCAACACCCGUGUGCUGCUGCAGCUUCUACUCCUACUCUUGCACAUCGAUCUUGUCGAUCUCCAUCUCCUGCAUAUCAACAACCUGCUCCAGCCCCUGCUCCAGCUCCUGCACAUUGA